UCUACUCCUCUCGGAUUUAGGUAGGUAUAUCACCAAGUGAACCAUCGCGGACGGCUUCAGUAUCAUCUUCGACUACCCCUUCACUUUUAGCCCGAAGUAUGUUCCUAGUGUCAUUUCACUUGCUUAGUUAUCGUUACAGUGAUUGAUCGUGUGACGACUUCAUUUUUAAUUAUUUUUAAUUAAUUACUUUACUUUUACAAAUUUUCCGACUGAAUUUAUUCCUUUGAUGUGUGAAGUUAAAGUGAAAAAACGAAAGAUGAAGUGGUAAGGAAGUAGUUACGUGGUUUGCAUAAUCUGUUAUAUCGGAAAUUGAAUUAAAUAAAAUGAAACCUUUUUAACGAAAUCUUAAAAAAUAUAAUAUAAAGAAAGGAAGAACUCGCAUUCCCGGUACAAUGAAGGCGAUUAUUGGAAUAGAAUUACGAUUAAUUCUUAUUGCCGUAUUUCUUUUAAUUUCUGCCGUCGCAGAGAAGCGAAAACGGCAGAUAUUCAGGGAACAGGUAUUGCCGGCAUUGGGCGGGAAGAUACCGGAAGAGGCUUUCAGAAUGGAUCGUUUAGCUCUGAAUCGUUUGAACAAAGACGGAAUCACGGUACCCGACGGAAUAACUUACCACGCUCGAAACAUGCACAGCCAUAAUCAACGUGUCCAAACGAUGCCGGAGAUAAUAAAAGUAUCUGUAACACCGGAUGGACGUUAUAUUACUCCGGAGAACAAAUUUCAUCAUCACUAUAAUCGAGCGAACACUAUCGACACUACUUACGUUAUACGCGCACCGUAUUCGCGAUUCAAUAACCAUAAACAUCACACAGACAGUAAUUACUUUGGAAAGGAAAAUCGUGAUUUUUCGAACAAACAAGUAUUCGGAACAACAAACAACUUCGCGAAUUUCAGACAAUUUCUACCGAUAAUACCACCAUCGAAACCGGGCAUUUAUAAGUCUAUCGUGGCACCUAUACUUCCUGUACUUCCGGUUAAUACCGAGUUCCUUGGAGGUAGCUACAUAUCACCGUCGUGGAAUUACGAAUGGAAUCCAGUUUAUCAACCGUUCAACGAUUACAUCGUGGGUGACAUCGCGUUCUUUAACGCCCAUCAGAUUAUCACUGAUUAUCAAGGUUUUUUAAACAAGUUUCGUUCGGGGGAACGUACCCCGAGGCACGUCGAUUUCCACUCAACUACGUAUUCACCUCAAAUUCGAAGAAACGAGUCGAGAAGAAGAUCUUAUUAAUUACUAUUUAAACAAAAGAAAUAAAUAAUACAAGGGCGUGACCA
Messenger RNA from Ceratina calcarata, 1267 nucleotides. RefSeq lists its product as uncharacterized. Lineage: Eukaryota; Metazoa; Arthropoda; Insecta; Hymenoptera; Apidae. The record is from RefSeq and is a predicted model, not a curated record. The transcript is spliced from 6 exons. The coding region runs from base 393 to 1223 and encodes 276 amino acids.